AUGAUAUCCAUAAUCGAACAAGAAGAGGACAGGGUAGUCCGCAGCAGCAUGCCAAGCAACAGCGUCCAAAGGUUCAUCGUGGUGUUGGGGGCACCCACCACGGAAGACGGGAAGCCCGGACCCGAUAUGAAGCAAAGACUCGACCGUUGCCUGGAAUUGUUGGCACAAGAAAAGGAAGACGACUGUUUGGUUGUUGUGACCGGGGGCAGCCCCCGCACAUACGGGAGCUCGGGGGUCUGUAAGGAAGGAGACUGCAUGCAUCAGUAUCUGACAGAAAAAGGGGUUAAAAGUAGCCGAAUUCUCGUCGAGAACCACGCACAACAUACAUUCCACAAUGCCAUUUUCAGCAAGAGCCUGCUUCGAACUCGUGGCUACAUUCCGUCGUCCCGAGCGACGGAGUUGUCCAUCCUGACAUCCGACUGGCAUAUGACUCGUUCGAUGUGGUGUUUUCAGGCUGUCUUUUGCGAUCAUCUCAACAUAACACUGGUUCCUGUGACAGCUAAAUCAGACCCCACGCUCCCGGGAGCAAAGGAGCGGAUUGCCUAUGAACGCGAAAUGACAAGAAACAAAGACUGGGUUCUGAGGUGCAUUCAGCUGCAUCGGGGCCAUCCCGAAGUGCCUGAACCGCUGAAAGGGCCUUGGUCGGAGAUGUUGUUGGAUAAACUCUGGGAAUCCGGCCGGGCAAGGCUGGUGAAAGAAAACGAGAUGCGACCAGAACACAAACCUAGGUCUGGUAGUUAG
Seminavis robusta is the source of this 741-nucleotide messenger RNA. The record is from the annotation of a GenBank genome assembly. Lineage: Eukaryota; Bacillariophyta; Bacillariophyceae; Naviculales; Naviculaceae.